Quercus lobata is the source of this 315-nucleotide messenger RNA. RefSeq names its product glycine-rich RNA-binding protein blt801-like. Lineage: Eukaryota; Viridiplantae; Streptophyta; Magnoliopsida; Fagales; Fagaceae. The transcript is spliced from 2 exons. The record is from RefSeq and is a predicted model, not a curated record. The coding region runs from base 1 to 315 and encodes 104 amino acids.
AUGAUUGUUGAAGAUGAGCGGGAUGAUAAUGAAGUGGUAGACUUGGAUUAUGAACAAAUUGAUGGAGUGGAUAAUCCUUCUAUGCAAGUGUUACGUGAACAAAGUGAUGGAUUUAUGUCAUACAUUGAGAGUGGAAGAGUCAGUGGUCGUGGCCAUGGCGGUGGAAGAGUCAGUGACAAUGGCGGUGGCAUUGGCGGUGGAAUAGUCGGUGGCGGUGGAAGAGUCGGUAGGGGUGGCGGUAGUGAUUGCGGUGGCAGUGGGAGAGUCGGUGGCGGCAGCAGUAAUGGCAGCGGUAACGGUUAUGGGUUGUUGUGA